Messenger RNA from Nothoprocta perdicaria, 1810 nucleotides. RefSeq names its product synaptophysin like 1 (gene SYPL1). The record is from RefSeq and is a predicted model, not a curated record. Gene Ontology annotation, cellular component: synaptic vesicle; synaptic vesicle membrane. The transcript has 5 exons. Lineage: Eukaryota; Metazoa; Chordata; Aves; Tinamiformes; Tinamidae. Bases 32 to 739 code for a protein of 235 amino acids.
UGGUGUUUCUGGGCUUUGGGUUUCUGCUAGGAUGAUGGGGUUGCAUCUGGAUUUUGGGCUGCUCCUGGAGCCCCUGGGCUUCAUCAAGGUCCUYGAGUGGAUUUUUUCCAUCUUUGCUUUUGCCACGUGUGGAGGCUUUCAAGGUGAAAUUACCCUUUUGGUUUCCUGUAAGGGAGUGGAAAAUGAAACAGUUACAGCYGCUUUUGCUUAUCCAUUCAGGUUAAAUACUGUUGUGUUUAGUGCACCAGACCCGAUGCGCUGCGGUGAUACUUGGACUGACUUCUAUCUUGUGGGCAACUAUGCCUCUUCUGCGCAGUUUUUUGUCACGCUCGCAGUGCUGGCAUUCCUCUACUGCACUGCUGCCCUUGUUGUGUACACUGGAUACAUGCAUGUGUACCAGCGCAACAGCAAGUUUCCACUGACUGACUUGAUAGUCACUGUGGUAACAGCCUUCCUGUGGCUGGUCAGUACCGCUGCUUGGGCCAAAGCGGUUGCUGACAUCAAAAUCUCCACUGGUGGCAGCAUUAUUCUGGAAGCUGAGUCUUGUAAAGCCCCAGGAACAAGCUGUGUUCUUGAGUCUGUAACCCACAUGGGAACUCUGAACGUGUCAGUGAUGUUUGGUUUGCUUAAUAUGGUCCUGUGGGGAGGAAAUGUUUGGUUUGUGUACAAGGAUACCAACUUGCACAACCAAAUAAACAAGACUUCUCUAAGCUCAGGAAUAUAUCCAAGAAGAAUAUAAAAACAAGGAGAUGCUCCACUGCUUCUGCUUCAUCACACUGCCAACCAUCUGGAUUCACUAAGAUUUAUUUCAGUAAUUGAUGACACUUUGGACCAACUUCUGUACUAUGGUUUGACACAAGAUCUUGGCUAUCCUAGUUGAAGCAUUUAUUAUCUCAAGAUAUUAAGCCUUUGAAAGUUGUGCAGCUUUUUAUGACAGUUUUGAAGAGCRGAAUGUUAAGAUUAUCUCUAUGCUGACCCCUUCGAGAGGGUUCUUAAGCUAUUGUCAUAGAAGGUAUGGGUUAGGAGAGCACCUGCAUUUGGUUUAUUGUUAGAACUAAGUAAGCUGCAGCAAGCCUUGUUUGARAACUAGUAUGUAAAUCCAACUAGGAUGUGGGAAAUACCACUGAAAAUACAGUUGAGCUUUAGGAGUGAUAUCUUAUGAAAGCAAUCAGUAAAACUUACAGAUCUGUCAGUUGCAGCUAUCAGAUGUUUGUAGAACUCUUCUACUGCUGUAGCAAAAACCUACUGACAAGUCUGAAAGGGUCUUAUUUCUGUAUUGAAUGCAUUGGUACUGGGUAAUGGCUUGGGGCAGUCUCCAAACAAGAAAAGAGCUUACAGUGUYGCUAUAAAGUCACAAUUUACUAAAUCAAUCAUGUGUACAGUAAAUGCCCUUGAAAGUAUUGUCCCAAGUUGACUCAAGUUCUGUAGAGCUCGGUGUAAAUAUACCCCAGCUUGCUUUGGGCUUCUGUAAAAUCCUUUGAGGUGCAUGGGCAGUGGUUGUAUAUGAAGGCAUACCACUAGAGAUGUCUGAAUGUGACAAAUUCUUAGUUGACACUGUUCUCUUUGUUAAUACUUAUGGGGAGCAAUACUUGGUUCUUCUUGUGCAGGUCUCUUUACUGAGAUAGCCAACUUACUGUGGAUUGUCCAAAAAUGARUGUUUGGGUAGAUCCUCUAAACAAGCUGCUCUUCAGUCAAUUUCUGAUUCUUAGACUGUUUGUGAUUUAAAAAUAGGCAUAACAGUGUGUAUGUAACACUGCUUAGUGUGUCAGAUACUGAUGUUGAGAGUGAACUUUUGAGACAAAGGGCAUAA